Molecule: messenger RNA, 1755 nt
Organism: Protopolystoma xenopodis
Lineage: Eukaryota; Metazoa; Platyhelminthes; Monogenea; Polystomatidea; Polystomatidae
Source: the annotation of a GenBank genome assembly
CUGCGACGUGAGUGCAUAGGAGACGCUUCGGAGAAGGCUUUUUUAAAGUUUACUGAAGACAGGAUCGGAAAUGUGCUUGCCUUCCGAACUGCCCAUCCAAAACUUGCCGAGAUUCCAUUCAACUCAGCAAAUAAGUUUCAAGUCUCCAUCCAUCACUGCCAGGAAAAUGACAAAUUGAAGCAGGGACCACUGUUAGUGAUGAAAGGGGCACCAGAGCGCGUCUUCGAACGUUGCUCAACCAUCUAUAUGAAAGGGAAAUCGUUGCCAAUAGUCAGGCAUGUUCGGGAGCAGUUUGAUGAAGUCUUCCUUAAACUUGGUGGUAUAGGUGAGCGUGUUCUUGGUUUCGCCGAUUGCUAUCUGCCUAGGCAACCAUACUCAAACAAAAAUUUCAAGUUUGACACUAACAAAGUUAACUUCCCAAUCAAAGAGCUGCGAUUCCUUGGCUUCGUCUCGUUAGUGGAUCCCCCACGUGCCUCAGUGCCCUACUCCAUUGCCAAGUGCCGUGAAGCAGGCAUUCAGGUCGUCAUGGUGACCGGAGACCAUCCGGUUACCGCCAAAGCGAUCGCCCGAGCAGUGGGUAUAAUAUCACCGAACAGUUACACUCGCGAAGAGUUGGCCCAACAACGCGGUCUAUCCAUCGAACAGAUUGACCCUCGAGAGACCACAGCAUGUGUGGUGCAUGGAGGCCAGUUGCGCGAGAUGUCAACCGGUCAACUGGACGAAAUACUCAACCUUUAUUCGGAGAUUGUAUUUGCACGAACCAGUCCCACACAGAAGCUGAACAUCGUGGAGAGUUUUCAACGGCGUCAAAAGUUCGUUGCUGUGACAGGUGAUGGUGUCAACGACAGUCCAGCUCUGAGACGAGCCAACAUAGGCGUGGCAAUGGGAAUCUCCGGCAGUGAUGUCAGUAAACAGGUGGCUGACAUGAUUUUGUUAGAUGAUAACUUCUCGACCAUCGUGACGGGAAUCGAAGAAGGUCGUGUGAUCUUCGACAACCUGAAAAAGUCGAUCGCUUAUACGAUGACCUCCAAAAUACCUGAACUUCUACCCUUUAUUCUUUUCAUGUUGUUCGAUCUUCCUCUGAUGAUGGGCACAGUGACCAUCCUCUGUAUUGACCUGGGCACCGACAUGCUACCGGCAAUAUCGAUGGCCUACGAGGUGGCAGAAAAAGAUAUCAUGAAAAGGAAGCCUCGCGACCCGAAGAAAGACCGUCUUGUGAAUGCUCGUCUCUUGGCGAUGGCCUUCCUUCAAAUUGGAGUCAUGCAGGCUCUAGCUGCUCUGUUCACGGCAUUUCUAGUGUUUUCCGUGAACGGCUUUCUUCCCGACCGGCUGUACGGCUUGCGGUCUGAUUGGACUGACAAGACGAACAAAGCCUUGAUCGACAGCUACGGUCAAGAGUGGACGAUGAGCCAGCGCAUGGAGCUACAGUACACAGUAUAUACUUGCUUCUUUGUCACUGUGGUGAUCGUUCAAUGGACUGAUCUGCUCAUUUGCAAAACGCGUAGACUAUCCAUAUUUCAACAUGGCUGCGCCAACAACAAAAUGACGUUUGCCCUAUUCUUUGAAACCGGUCUUGCUCUGCUUCUUCAGAUGGUGCCCGGUCUCAACGUGGCGUUGCAGUUGCGGCCAAUGCGGUACAGUUGGUGGUGCGCAGGGCUGCCGUGGGCACUUUUAAUUUUGAUUUAUGAUGAGCUGCGAAAGGCCUGGAUACGACGCUAUCCGGACGGCUUUAUUUUCGAAGAGACGUACUAUUAA